Molecule: messenger RNA, 936 nt
Organism: Loa loa (African eye worm)
Lineage: Eukaryota; Metazoa; Nematoda; Chromadorea; Rhabditida; Onchocercidae
Exons: 5
Coding region: 1-936 (311 amino acids)
Biological process (GO): inositol phosphate biosynthetic process; phosphatidylinositol phosphate biosynthetic process
Cellular component (GO): nucleus; cytoplasm
Molecular function (GO): inositol hexakisphosphate kinase activity
Source: RefSeq, a predicted model, not a curated record
AUGAAUGUAACAGGCUUCUCGCAUCAAGUUGGUGGCCAUUUUGGAAUAUUUACAUGUGGCGGACAUAUUUGUAAACCGUUGAAUUCAAAAGAAUUGGCAUUUUAUAAAGAAAUUGGCGAUCGUUUUGCACCAUUCACGGCGCAGUGUUGUGGUACAAUAAGUAUUCAGCCUCGGAAUUCUCGUGACGAUGGUUUGGUAUUAACUACAGAUAGACCCGUUCUAUGCCAUCCGAAUCCGUCAUCCAGUGAAAAGCAGCUUAUUUUUCGGCUGAAUAAAAAUGGUAGAGUUGAGUCGGAUCAGCAUUUCAAUGAAUGGGCGAAACAGUGUCAGACUAGAUCAGUACAAAAAUUAUUGAAGGGUUACGCAUUGUUUUUGCUCUUAGAAAAUACGGUAUCCCGCUUUUCACGUCCAUCUGUUAUGGAUUUGAAAAUGGGUACACGACAGUACGGGGAUGACGCAACUGAUCAGAAACGACAAUCUCAAACCAAUAAAUGUCGUGAAUCCACAAGCGCUUCCAUUGGGAUUCGGCUGGUUGGAAUGCAGUUAUAUAGGGAAGAAAUUGGCACAUACGUCUAUGUGAACAAAUAUGCGGGCAGACAAAUGACCUGUGAAAUGUUUCGCGAGACAUUAGCUGAAUACUUUAUUAAUGCUGGAAAGAUACGAAGCACUGCACUGCUGAAAAAACUAACCACUCUAAGAAAGCGACUAGCCGAAGCUGAUGGCUAUCGAUUCUUCUCCAGUUCCUUGCUGAUUGCAUUUGAUGGUAAAAAACGCGACGACACAUCUAUUGAUCUGCGAAUGAUUGAUUUUGCUCAUUCAACCUGCUCCACUUUGUUGGAUGAUGUAAGAUAUAUCGGUCCUGAUGAUGGCUACUUGCUAGGAUUGGAUUCUUUGAUUAAUUCGGUUAUGGAUAUCAUUAAUCGAUGCCUAACUUGA